Molecule: messenger RNA, 1992 nt
Organism: Paramecium tetraurelia
Lineage: Eukaryota; Ciliophora; Oligohymenophorea; Peniculida; Parameciidae
Exons: 7
Biological process (GO): cell division
Molecular function (GO): protein binding
Source: RefSeq, a predicted model, not a curated record
AUGAUAGAAGAAGAGGGACAACAAGUAAAGAGCUAAUUGGAACAGCAAUUGAUAGAAGCAAUUCUAGACUCGCUAUAGAAUCAUAUGGACCAGAAUGCCAUCUUUUUGGCUGAGAGAUUGGUGUACGAACGAGACACAGAGGAGCACAGAUCAAUCCUAGCAGAAUGCUAUUUACAUGAGAAUCAGGCUUAUAAGGCAUGUCAUAUAUUGAAGGAAUGCAAGUCAGAGUUUAAUCGUUAUCAACUGGCUGUUGCAUGGUUCAGGAGUAAAAAAUACAAGGAAGCUGAGAUGGCAUUAAUAGGACCUUCCUUUAGCAAUCAAUUCGCGAUAUAGUCAACAAAUGUGCCAAAUGGAGGUUUUGGCCACUUCUUAUUGGGAUAGAUUUAUGAACAGAUGCAUAGACUAGAAGAUGCCAAAAUCUAAUAUUACAAGGCUUUGGAUUAGAAUCCAACUCUUUGGAUGGCCUUUGAAAGGUUGUCCAAGAUUGGAGAACCAGUCGCAAUCAAUAAAGUGUUUAUUGAACAAAAACAAAGACAAUAUGAGACAAGCAGAUAAUAGAGUUGUAACAUUUACAAAAUAAUUGCUAACUUACUUAAAAGCAAAUCAAAUAUUGGCAAAUCAGGUUCAAAAGAAGUCGAAGAUGUUAAAGAAGAAUCUCUAAUAACUGAUAAUCAAUUGGCAAAUAAGAGAUAAACUCAAGGAGUGAAACCAUUCUCAACUACUGGAGUGUAGGCUUAAAUAAUGCAUAUGGAUGACUCAUCGAAUAGUUAAAUGAAGUUUUCCUGUAAGUUUAAUAUGAUAAUAUUUUAAGAGCCUUAGUAGAAGAAGGUGGGGGCCAAGAUGAUCCCAACUCCUGGUAUUGGACUCCAGAAUUAUCAGUCUCUACUGAGUCAACCAUUCCAGUUAUCAUAAAAUUCAAACAAGAAUUACAAUGCAAAAAAGAGUGAAAUCCAGAAAGUAGCUCUUUCAUCAUCAUCAUCUAGUUUAAUGAACUUACCUCAACUCUUAAAAUUAUUUGCUCAUCCAUAUCAAUUGUGGACUAACUAUUCUGUGGAGGCAAUAGCCAAUUUUUAGAAACUGCCUCCUCAGCAUUACAGAUCAGGAUGGGUUUUAGAGAAGGUUGCCAGAAGCUUUAUGGAUUAAGUCAAAUAUACAGAUGCUGAAAGAGUUUGGAAGGAGUUGAGACAAAUUGAACCCACUCGAUUGGAGGGUAUGGAUUACUACUCAUCUUGUUUAUGGCAUUUGAAGAAAUAAUCAGAAUUAACAUAUUUAGCACACUCUUGUUUAUAAAUCUCUACUCAAGCACCUGAAACAUGGAUUGCAAUUGGAAAUUGUUUUAGUUUGACCAAAGAAAUAGAUAAUUCAAUCAAAUUCUUUGGGAGAGCCAUUCAAUUGAGGAAAGAUUACUCUUAUGCUUACACUUUGUCUGGACAUGAAUUUUCACAAAAUGAAAACUUUCAAUAAGCCAAAAAAUCAUAUGAGGCUGCCACCUCAUUAGAUUAGAGACAAUACAAUGCUUGGUGGGGUUAGGGUAAUAUGUAUUACAAGACGGAUAAAUAUGAGGAUGCCAUCAAAUGCUUCAUCUAAGCCAUCAGAAUAAAUCCCAAUAAUCCUGUUCUACCUACAUUUUUAGCUAUGAGUUAUGCUGCCAAGGGUGAACAUAAUGAUGCUUUGAAGUACUUCGAAUAGAGUGAGAGGUUAGAUCCCAUGAAUGGACUUAACAAAUACUAGAAAGCAAAUUCAUUGAUUAAAAUGGAUAAAUACGAAUAAGCUUUAAGUGAAUUGCAGACUUUGAGUUAAUUUAUUCCCAAAGAGGCUGCCAUCUAUAUUCUUAUGGGUCGUAUAUUAAAAAAGUUGAAUAAGAUCCAAGAAGCAUAAAAUUGUUUCAAUAUGGCAAUGUCACUUGAUAUGAAAGAUUAGGCUAAGAUUAAAGGGCUGAUGGAAAGUCUGAGCAAUCCCAACAGCGAAUUCAACGAUGAUUUUGAUUUAUGA